UAUAAAGAACGGUCGCAGGUUUUGGGUUUGGCUAGUCUAGAGAAAAGAAGGACUAGGGGAGACAUGUAGCAGUAUUCCAGUAUUUGAGAGGUUGCCACAUAGAGGAAGGGGUAAACUUAUUUUCCAAGCACCAGAAGGCAGGACAAGAAACAAUGGAUGGAAAUUAAUCAAGGAGAGCAGCAACCUGGAUUCCCUAACAAUGAGGACAAUUAACCAGCUUGCUUCCAGAAGUUAUGGGUGCUUCAUCAGUGUAGGUUUUUAAGAAGAGACAAGACAGUUACUUGUCUGAAAUGGUAUAAGAUCUCCUGCUUGAGCAGGGGGCUGGACUAGAAGACCUCCAAGGUCCCUUCCAGCUCUAUUCUGAUUCUGGUCUACAGUGGUCAGGAUUCCCAGCCAGAAGGACAUGCAUCUGACUACAGCUGCUGCUAAACCAGUGAAAACAUCCCAAGUUCACUUUCUCAUCAUCAUUCUCUGUGGACAAGGCCCUCUCGAGACCUUAAAUAAUGAAAAUACAAUGUCAGAUUUAUUUUACUGUUGAACGCUUCAUAACGGAGAAGUUGGGUGGACUUGCAGAGAAAUCUUCCAAAUCAGAGCUGAAGAAGGAAUCCUAUUCACCCUUGAUUUAAAGGAAGUCUUAAUCUUGAGUUUAGGAGAAGGAACAGAGUGGAAAAGCAAAAUUUCUGGACAGAUGAAAUUAGCAUGACAGAUGUCAUCCUGGGAUAUGUCUGAAUUUGUGAGGCACAACCCUUUAGAUCAAGUCAACCGUACCAGGGUGACGACGGGCUUCGUCCUCCUGGGCUUCCCAUCCCUUCCGCCCUCAUUCCAGCUGCUGCUGUGCUCCCUCCUUGCCAUUUGUUAUGUCUUCACCUUGGUGGGGAAUCUUUGCAUCGUAUGGGCUGUUCUCUUGGACUCUCGACUCAGCCGCCUGCCCAUGUAUAUCCUCCUGGGAAACUUUUCUGGCCUAGAGAUGUGCUAUGUAACUACCACAGUACCCAGGAUGCUCUUCGAUCUGACCUCUCCGCUAUCAGAUGCCAUUUCUUUCCACGGCUGUUUCCUCCAGUUCUAUUUUUUCUUUUCUAUGGGAACCACCGAAAGCUUCCUUCUUGCGGCAAUGGCCUUAGACCGAUACUUGGCCAUCUGCCACCCAUUGCGAUACCCAGUGCUCAUGUCUCCAAGGUUCUGCUGCAUCCUGGCUGCUUCCUGCUGGUCCUCUGGCUUUCUCUGGUUUCUGGCACCCAUCAUUUUGAUUUCCCAGCUCCAUUUCUGUGGCUCCAACAUCCUCGACCACUUUAUCUGUGAUCCAGGACCACUCUUGGCUUCGUCCUGCACUCCAGCCCUCAGCACAGAACUGGCCUUCUACAGCCUCAGCUCCACUGCUAUUUUUGGCCCCUUCCUCUUCAUUGUUUGCUCCUACAUUACUCUUCUCCGGACAGUAAUGAGGUUGCCUUCAAGCACUGGGAGACAGAAGGCAUUUUCCACUUGUAGCUCACAUAUGCUGGUGGUAAGCCUCUUCUAUGGCUCCAUCAUGGUCACUUAUGUAGCCCCCGAAGCUUCAGGAGGAAGCAACAAAGUGGUGACACUUUUCUACUCGGUAUUGACCCCUUUGCUCAACCCACUCAUCUACAGCUUGAGGAACAAGGAGAUGAAAGAUGCUAUAAAAAGGACACUAUUCCGGGAAAAUUAGGGACUGCGAUUCAUGGAUGGUUGGUCUUGACCUUGGUCAAGAAUUCAUGGCUCUUCCCUUUCUCUAGGAUCGUUUAAAUUUAGAAUUACAUCAAUGUUAUUUAUUUUCAUGUAUAAAAAUAAGCAAAACACUUAGGGACUAAAGUGUGUUCUUAGUUUAAUUACUAUUAUGGGAUGUACAAGGAUAUGAUGGUUGAAGAGCAGAAGUGUCAAUUUUAUUUGAGGUAUUGUUUGGUACAGGACUUUAUCUUGUCCACAGUUUCUUUUAUUCCUCAUAAUUUUCACAUUCUCCAUCUCUAUCUCUUUGCUAUCGAGUAGAGAAAAUAUUUUACAAUGUCCAUUUAAUAAUAUUGCUAUUAAUUAAUUAGAUUGAAGCCAAGCAACCAUUGGGUUUCUACCAGUUUGCCCCAGUUUGGGUGAACUGGUAGUGGCGGUGGCGCGACGCUCCACCCCUCCAUCUGGACAUCAUUAUGGAAGCUCUGCACAUGCACAGAAGUGUCAUGCAUGAGUGAAGUGAGCGCACAUACCAGUGAUGGGUUGCUCUUGGUUCUGUCCAGUUCUUGAGAACCGGUAGUAAAAACGGCGGGAGGCUCUGCCCACCUGCCCUGACAUCAUAUUUGGUGAACUGCACAUGUACAGAAGCAUGAGCUCCCAUUGCAAACUGGUUGUAAAGGUAGGUAGAACCCACCCCUGGUGCGCACAUGCAUGGUCACACUUCUGAACCAGUAGCAAAGGUA
Messenger RNA from Ahaetulla prasina, 2420 nucleotides. RefSeq names its product olfactory receptor 11G2-like. Gene Ontology annotation, cellular component: membrane. Bases 707 to 1684 code for a protein of 325 amino acids. Gene Ontology annotation, biological process: G protein-coupled receptor signaling pathway. NCBI's taxonomy places the organism in Eukaryota, Metazoa, Chordata, Lepidosauria, Squamata, Colubridae. Gene Ontology annotation, molecular function: olfactory receptor activity; G protein-coupled receptor activity. The transcript has 4 exons. The record is from RefSeq and is a predicted model, not a curated record.